UUUCUUAUGAUUAAUAUUUUAUACAGAAUAGAAGAGGAGGAAGGGUUCAGCUUCAAUCAAUGCUGCUACCGAUUUCAGAGUUUGAUCAUGCAGAAAAGGGUGAUGCAUUAAAUGCAAUGGAACUUGCUUUGUCAUUGGAAAGGAUAAACAAUCAAAAGCUUCUAAAUUUACACAGUCUAGCAAAUGAAAACAAUGAUGCACAACUUGCUGACUUUAUUGAAAGCCAUUUUCUGGUUGACCAGGUGGAAGACAUUAAAAAGAUAUCAGAGUAUGUGGCUCAGUUAAGAAGGAUGGGCAAAGGACAUGGAGUUUGGCACUUUGAUCAGAUGCUACUUAAUGGAGGAGUGGUUGCAUGAUACUUAUCUACUGCAACAUUGCCUAAUACUAGUAUCUAUGAGACAGAAAAUUGUGCCUGUGAACUCAGAUUCAUAUCUUUAUCAAUCCCUGUUAGGCUUCUUUCUGAACUUUUUUCUGUACUGUACUUUAAAAAAGGUUGGUUUUCAAAACCUAAGUAAACAAUGAAUUUCAAAACAUUAAUUGG
This is a messenger RNA of Medicago truncatula (barrel medic), 541 nucleotides long. RefSeq names its product ferritin-3, chloroplastic. The record is from RefSeq and is a predicted model, not a curated record. Gene Ontology annotation, biological process: iron ion transport; intracellular iron ion homeostasis. Gene Ontology annotation, molecular function: ferric iron binding; ferrous iron binding. The transcript has 5 exons. Bases 60 to 356 code for a protein of 98 amino acids. NCBI's taxonomy places the organism in Eukaryota, Viridiplantae, Streptophyta, Magnoliopsida, Fabales, Fabaceae. Gene Ontology annotation, cellular component: cytoplasm.